Rotaria sordida is the source of this 1245-nucleotide messenger RNA. The record is from the annotation of a GenBank genome assembly. Lineage: Eukaryota; Metazoa; Rotifera; Eurotatoria; Philodinida; Philodinidae.
AUGUCAAUAAAAUAUAUCUGGAGACAUCUAUUAUGUUUAAUGAAGAUGUUCAUAUUAAUUUUUGUGAUUCUAUUAUAUUACAAUGAUCGAAUAAAACAAAAUAAAACUCUACCAUUAAAAUUAAGUUGUUUAAAUGUUAAUAAAACAAAGUAUGAAAGUGAAAUAUCUAUAUUUAAAUUACGAUUGAAUCAACGAUUAUUUCAUCUUGGUCAACGAUUUUCUCAUAUUAAUAUCAAUAAACUUCUUCAUAUACAAUCGUCUUCUACUAAAACAUUCACAUAUUUUUGUUCGAAAUUUUGUGGAGGAUGGGGAGAUCGUCUACGUGGAAUAACUUCAGCAUAUAUUCUUGCUGUUUUAUUACAACGUCGUUUUGUUAUUGAUAUGCAAUAUCCUUGUAAUUUAACAAAUUUUCUUCUACCAAAUUUAAUUGAUUGGAAACCAAUUUAUCGUAUACAUCAACAAAAAAAUUCUUUAAAAUUAGAUAUAAUGUAUAGUAAAUAUGCAGAUAAAGUUAUUUCACACAUGGCUACUGAUAAUUUAACUCAAAUUUGGUUAAAUUAUGAUAAUAUUUUUUUUACAACAAACAAUGAUUUGAUAAGUAUUGUUUUAAAAAAUCCAUUUUUUAAAUUAAUUAAAUCUCAAAUUAAUAUUCAAUCAAAUGAAUCAACACAACAAGAAUUAUUUCCAUUUUUAUUUGAAUUUCUUUUUAAACCAACUUCAAUUAUUAUUAAUAAAAUUGAUGAAUUAUUUUUGAAAAGUUCUUUAUAUUUUAAUCAAUCAAUUAUUUGUAUGCAUAUUCGAAUUGGACAAAGUCUAACUUUACGAAACGAUAAAAAACUUCCAUUUCGACAAGCAAUUGUUCAUGAUAUGUUAGAAUUUAUUGAUAAAAAUUUAACUGAUUCAUAUUCAUCAAUAUUCGUUACAAGUGAUUCAUAUCAAAUUCAACAAGAUAUUUAUAAACAUUAUGGUAAUAAUCGAUUAUUAAGUGUAUCUGGUCCAAUAAUUCAUAUCGAUCGAUUAAAUACAAAAAUGGAAUCAAAUGAAACACUUUAUCAUGGUUUUGUUAAAGUUAUAUCUGAUUUUUAUUUUUUAGGUGAAUGUGAUACACUUCUUAGACCUCGAAGUGGUUUUAGUGAAUGGGCUGGUCGUCGACGAUUGAAGGAAUAUUCAAAUUUAUAUAUUUAUUGUCGUGGUAUACAUCGAGUAACUAGUUCGAAAUGGCGACGACCAUAUAAUCUAUGUUAG